This is a messenger RNA of Choloepus didactylus (southern two-toed sloth), 2468 nucleotides long. Its product is annotated as leukocyte immunoglobulin-like receptor subfamily A member 2. The coding region runs from base 53 to 1126 and encodes 357 amino acids. NCBI's taxonomy places the organism in Eukaryota, Metazoa, Chordata, Mammalia, Pilosa, Megalonychidae. The record is from RefSeq and is a predicted model, not a curated record. The transcript has 6 exons.
CCUGCUGGGCUCCGUCUGUCGUCUGUCGGUGUGGGCUGGGCUGAAGCGUGCCAUGGUCUCCAUCCUCAGCGCCCUGCUCUGCCUUGGACUGUUUUUGGGCAAGAAGAGCUGGACACAAUCUGGAAACCUCCCCAAGCCCUCCAUCCGUGCAGUGCCGAGUCCCGUGGCUCCCCAGGGGAGUGCGCUGACCAUCCUCUGCAAGGGGCCUCCUGGCACAUCUCAGCACCGUCUGGAGCACGCAGGAACCUCCCAAGUGUGGCAUGAGAAACCCCUCAAGGGGUCCUGGGGAGAAACUAAGUUCUCCUUCCAAAAUAUCACGUCCAGCCAUGCAGGGUCUUACCUCUGUCAGUACAAGAAGUUGUCUGACUGGUCAGAGCGCAGUGACCCUCUGGAGCUGGCGGUGACAGGUGUCUUCAACGACAAACCCACCCUCUCGGCCCAGCCGAGCCCCAUGGUGACUUUAGGAGGAAGUGUCACCCUCCGUUGCCACUUGCCAAACACAUAUGACACGUUCAUUCUGUCCAAAGGAAGGAGAUCAGUCUUUCUUCCAGUCUAUACCCAAAAGGGCCGUGGAAACUUCCUGUUCUCCCCUGUCACCAGGGACCAUGCGGGGAUCUACAGAUGCUACGGUUCUCUCAACACCUCCUCGAACAAGUGGUCAGUCCCCAGUGACCCAGUGGUGGUCAUGGUGACAGGCGUGUACAAAAAGCCUUUUCUCGUGGACCUGGAGGGCCCCUCGGCCACCUCCCAGAAGAAGACCCUGCAGUGUGGCUCACACACAUGGUUCGAUUGGUUCCUUCUGUCCCAGGAGGGGAGUGCGAACUCCACUCAGCUCCUCAAAUCUCAGUACAAAGCUGGGCUCUUUCAGGCCAACUUUACCACGCACUCAGGCCGGCAGGCCCAGGGCAGCACCUACAGAUGCUACGGUUCUCUUGAAACCUUCCCUUCCCUGUGGUCGGAGCCCAGUGAGCCCCUGAGGGUCGUGGACAGAGGAUCUGUCACCCCGAAUUACACCCUGGAGAACGCCCUCCGGCUGGGACUGGGUGGCGUGUUUCUGCUGAUUCUUCUGGGGCUGCUGGUAGAUGCCUGGCUCAGCAGGAGACAAAAAAAUGAAGCAACACAGUAGGCAGUCUGUCACAACUGCCUAUUUUUAAAAUUUUAUUUAUUUUUUUACCGUGCAUCAUACCUAUACCAUGAAAUUUGCCAUUUUAACAUUUUUUUUCUUUUUUUUAAAAUUGUGGUGACAUAUAUUCUAUAUAUAACAUAAAACUUGUCGGGUAAACCAUUUUUAAGUGCACAGUUCAGUGACACUAAUUACAUUUACAGUGUGGUGCUGCCAUCACCUCCAUCCGUGACCAAAAUGUUUUCAACACCCCAAACAGAAACUGUUCCCAGCAAGAAAUAAGUCCUCCUUCUGUCCUGCCCCCAGCCCCAUAACCUCUAAUCUGCUUUCCAGGUCUGUGAAUUUGUUUAUCGUAGAUAUUUCUCAUGAGUGGAAUCAUACAAUAUUUGUCCUUCUGUGUCUGGCUUACUUCUCCCUGCAUCCUGUUUCCAAGGUUCAUCCGUGUGGUAGAUGCAUUAGAACGUCAUUCCUUGUUUAUGCUGAAAAUCCACUGUAUGGCUAGACCACAUUUGGGUUGUUGCCACCUUUUGGCUACUGUGGAUAAUGCGGCUGUGAACACCGGUGUCCACGUACCUGUUCCAGGCCCUGUUUUCAGUUCUUUAGGGAAUAUACCUAUGAGUGGGGUGGCCGGGUCAUACGAUAAUUCUACGUUUACCUUCCUGAGGAACCACCAAACGGUUUUCCACAGUGGCUGCACCACUCCCCAUUCCCACCAGCGAAGUAAGAGGGCUCCUGUUUCUCCACAUCCUCACGCACUCUCGUUACUUUCCCUUUUAUUUUAAUGACAGCCAUCAUAGUGGGCGUGAUGCUAUUUGUCUUCAAUGAAUCAUCUCUCACAUCUGCAUAAACUCUCCCGAUGGCUCCCAUUCCACUCUCAACGCUGCCUCCAACCCGUUGAACUUCUCUUUACUAUUUUCUCCCCAAAUUACUCUGCCUCAGUCACACUGCCCUCAAAAAACCCCAUGCACAGUCUCACCCUUGGGCUGCUGUAGCAAAGUACCACAAUCUAGGAGACUUAACACAAGAGAAAUUUACUGUCCCGCAGUCCUGGAGGCCAGAGGCUCUCAGUCGAGGUGUCGGCAGGGCCGGGCUCCCUCCGCUGCCCGUGGGGAGAAUCCCUCCCGGCUCCUCCAGCUUCUGGAGUUUGCUGGCCACCCCUGGCAUCCCUUGGCUUGGAGAUGUGUCACUCCACUCUUUGCUCUGUUGUCACGUGACUGUUUCUCCUCCUGUCUGCGCAAAAAUUUCCCUCUUUUUAUAAGGACACUAGACAUAGUAGAUUAGAGCGCCAUUUUAACCAAUCACAGCUUCAAAGACCCUAUUUCCAAGCAGGGGGUUAGGAGCUGAA